Aethina tumida (small hive beetle) is the source of this 1067-nucleotide messenger RNA. Its product is annotated as ras-related protein Rab-30. The record is from RefSeq and is a predicted model, not a curated record. Lineage: Eukaryota; Metazoa; Arthropoda; Insecta; Coleoptera; Nitidulidae. The coding region runs from base 275 to 892 and encodes 205 amino acids. Gene Ontology annotation, cellular component: trans-Golgi network. Gene Ontology annotation, molecular function: GTP binding; GTPase activity. The transcript has 6 exons.
CCGAACAACAUCAGCCAAUAAAAAAUGAAGAUGCGAACCGUCAAAAUAAACUUGUCAAGUGAAAUGUAAAGCAAAUUGUUUAUAAAUCCCCCGCAACAAAUUACUACAUAUCCAACCAGUACAAUAGAUCAACAACAAUCCAAUGAAUUUAUAACAGUCGUGCUAUCCCAGAAGAAUCGCCGAUCCGCAAACAUGCUAUAGGCAGCACCAAAACACAAGGGUCCAUUAAUGGUGAUGACAUAUUUUUAAAAGAAAAAACAGUUAAAUUACCUCCAUGAACAUGGACGACUACAAGUUCCUUUUCAAAGUCGUACUAGUUGGAAACGCCGGCGUCGGGAAAACCUGCCUGGUCAGGCGCUUCACCCAAGGCCUGUUCCCGCCUGGUCAGGGGGCCACAAUUGGGGUGGACUUCAUGAUCAAGACCGUGGAUGUUGGAAAUGAAAAAGUGAAACUGCAAAUUUGGGACACGGCAGGACAGGAGAGAUUCAGAUCAAUCACCCAGAGCUACUACAGGUCUGCACAUGCCCUGAUUUUGGUGUACGAUAUCUCUUGCCAGCCUACUUUUGACUGUCUGCCUGAUUGGUUGAGGGAAAUUGAAGAAUAUGCUAGCAGUAAAGUACUUAGGGUUUUAGUAGGCAAUAAAAUUGAUAGAGAAGACAGGGAAAUACCCACACAUGUUGGUGAAGAGUUUGCUGAAAGGCACAACAUGUAUUUCUUAGAAACUUCUGCCAAGGAAUCUGAUAAUGUUGAAAGACUGUUCAUGCAAAUUGCUGAAGACUUAAUGAAACAAGCAAGAAGCCGCGAUUUGCCUCGGUACGAUUCGAAUGCGACGACCAUAAACGGCAAGACAUCGACAAUCGGCGAUUCGAGCUGCUGCAGCAAGUUGCAGUAACGACGGAUCCAUUUAUUUUUGUAACUUGGCCUCAAAAAAAGCGCGUUUUAUAUGAUAUAUACCCGGUUGUGAACCACAUUAAGUUGGUGGGAUGAUGAGGAAUUGCGUCACCUAGUUGUAGUUAAGACGGUUUUUACAGAAGCACUAUUAAAUUUAUAGAAUUAUUUUGCUCUUU